Molecule: messenger RNA, 1861 nt
Organism: Cannabis sativa
Lineage: Eukaryota; Viridiplantae; Streptophyta; Magnoliopsida; Rosales; Cannabaceae
Exons: 3
Coding region: 92-1135 (347 amino acids)
Source: RefSeq, a predicted model, not a curated record
UUUACGUGUAAUUACAAUUGGUGGGUGUUGUGUUCCUAAAGUUUGGAUCUUUCUCUCAAUUUUCUCCAAUUUCAGCGGCAAAAAUCUGGAGAUGUCGUUGGGUGGAGAUGGGAAUGGAAAAUCUCGUGGAUGGGCAGCCUUUGACCGCCAUCAACGACAAAAGCAAGGUCUUUUACCUCUCAACCAUGACCCUUUUCCCUCCUUACCUUCUUCUUCUUCUUCUUCUUCUUCUUCCUCCAUUAAUAACACUAGUUCUGGUUCUGAUGGGGGUGAUGUUCAUAAGCUUAAACAGCUAUACUCAUGGGCUGAUCAUACCUUGAUUCAAGAUGUUAUGGUAGCUGUUGACCAUGAUUUUCAUAAAGCCUCUACUUUGUUACAAGCCAUGAAUUCCCCUUCAUUAUCAACAACCUAUGACCAUGAAACUAAUAAGUACCGAAACAGAAACCCAAUGUUGGAAGAGGAAACUUGUUCUAGUGAGGGUAAUAAGAAUCCACCAAUUCCUGUCAUUGAAACUGCAUUUGGCUAUGUGCCUAUUGAGCCUGAAUGGGAAGGUUAUGACUAUGAUGAAGAUGGUGAUGGUGGUGUUUACUUGAAGCAUCGAAAGGAGGCCUUGAGAGCUAUGAGAUCAGCAUCACAACAUUCAAAGGCAGCAACAAAUGCAUUUCUUAAAGGGAAUCACAGUUCAGCUCACCAACAUUCCCAUAAAGCACAACAACAGCGGUUAGCUGCUGAAGCACUAAAUGCCAAGGCAGCCAAUGAUAUCUUAAGCUUAAGAAACAGCCAAAACAAUGUGUGGAAUCUUGACUUACAUGGUCUUCAUGCAACUGAAGCUGUUCAAGCCUUGAAGCAGCGCCUUCAUCGAAUCGAAACUCAGCUCUUGUCCAAUAACAGUUCUUUUUCUACAAACAGAAGGAGAACUGUAAGCUCUUCUUCACUUGAAUCAAUGGAGAAAGCAUCCUUAAGAGGACAGAGACCAUCAUCUUUACAUGUCAUAACAGGUGUUGGUAAUCAUAGCAGAGGAGGACAAGCUUCUCUACCAGCUGCAGUCACAGGAUUCCUCAAUGAAAAUGGGUAUCAUUAUGAAGAAUUGAAGCCUGGUGUGGUUACCGUUCGGCCCAAAUUUCGUGUUUUAUAGUUAAACAUUGUUGGUUAUUUGUACCUUUGUAUUGAGUUUAGUUUAGGACACCCAAUGAUUGAAUAUGAUGAACUAAUGAUUUGUUAUUUUUGUUUGAAACCAUGGUAUUAUUUGUAAACAAGUUAGACAGACAGGUAGGGUUAGAGAUGGAAAUUGGUCGGUUAAUGUACGGGGAAUGCAAUCCCCGCCCCCAUCCCCGUUACCUAUUUAUACCCCCAUCCCUGCCCCAUCCCCGUCUAAUAACCAACGGAUUCGGGGUAGGGGAAUACCCAUCGGUUAUGGGGAACCCAUCGGGUAUCCAUUAAGGUAAAAUGAAAAAACAAAUUAAUUUAAAAUAAGUUAAACUAAUAUUCUCACAAAUAUUUAUUAUGGAUUCAUAAUUCAUAGAAGAUAAAAAAUAAACCUACUUAAAAAAAGCAUAACCUAAUAGAAAAUAAAAACUAAAUAUGUGUCAAAGUUUGAAAAAAAAAACAAAAAAAAUUAUAUAUAUCUAUAUCGGGGUCGGAUAUGGUGCGGAUAGUAUUAUCCCCGCCCCCGUCCCAUCCCCGCUUCGGGUAUUGAAAUUGUCCCCCACCACCGCCCCAUUAACCACUAAGAUGGGGAAUCCCCACCCCAUUAGGGGUGGGUCCCCGCGAUUACCCAUCCCCACGGUAUAAAUUUCCAUCUCUAGGUAGGGUGUUAUGCUGGUUUAGUGCAAUGCAAUGAAAUUUGAUUGAUUGUUGUGUU